AUGGAAAUUGACGAGGAAGAGCCAACAACAAGCACAUCGACUCCUCCAAAAGCGCCGAUGAAGAAAAGAAGACGCCAAAGGAAGAGAAAGAACCAAGAUGAUGAAGAAUACCAAGAAAACAAAACAGUUGCCAAUCAAAUCAAUCAAAAGUUCGGAGGAGCAAAAGCCCUGAAACACAAAGAUGAAACCCCGAUGUUUGAAGUGAGAAAUGGAAAAGCGACAAUUAAAAACUCGGGAAACCAUCGAUUGACUGUAAGCCGAACACUGGAUACUCAUAUGAACAAGAUGUUCCAAUGGGAAGAAGAACCAGACGCCAUUGAAUCGUCCUAUAAUUGUGCACUGUGUCAUGAGCAAGGUCUGAAACGAGAGCUCUUUGGCCCCUAUUACAUAUCACUGAACCCAGCAAAGCAUUGGCCAACUUUUCUUGCUAAAAAACCAACAACCAAAAAGCCCUCCUACAAAAUCGAGCUAUGGUUCCAUGGCUCUUGUAUUCUCUGGGCUCCCAACGUGAAUCUUCAUGGCAGUCAACUGACAAAUUUGGACCAUCAAAUGGACAUUUUCUGGUCUCAAAACUGUGCGAUUUGUCGAAAGACCGGCGCUGCCAUUAGCAUUCAAAACAAGAAAAACACACAUGUUCACUAUCCAUGCGCCAAGAAUAAAGGCUACAAACUCGACGAGCACGCACUCGUCUGCAAUUCCUGA
Messenger RNA from Caenorhabditis briggsae, 702 nucleotides. The coding region runs from base 1 to 702 and encodes 233 amino acids. The record is from RefSeq and is a predicted model, not a curated record. NCBI's taxonomy places the organism in Eukaryota, Metazoa, Nematoda, Chromadorea, Rhabditida, Rhabditidae. The transcript is spliced from 4 exons.